AUGGACGUUGUGCUUGAUAUUCUCGAUACAUUUGUCUUCGACAAGCUAUAUGCGUUUCUUGUACCAGCCAAAUCAUUUGACCUUCUGGACCAGGACUCGCUGCAUGAUUACAACCGCCAUAUCAGUCGAUAUGUCACCCUCAUUCCAUCUCAAUACGCUAUGCAGAGCACCUGGCCGCGAGACAAUAUCUUCCGGCAGUUUCUGAGUCUUUUCAUCACGAUCUGGGGCUUCGGACUUCUGCUCUACUUGACCACUGCCACCCUCUCCUUCGCCCUGGUCUUCGACAAACGUGCCAUGCAACAUCCCAAAUUCCUUCGCCAUCAGAUACGGCUUGAAAUCGGGCAGGCGUUGCGCGCAAUGCCCGUGAUGGCGGCCCUUACUGCCCCUCUCUUUCUUGCUGAAGUGCGAGGAUACAGCAAGCUGUACGACUUUCCCACCGAAAGUCCCUUCCCCCUCUAUACCUACCUCCAGUACCCGCUCUUCAUUGCAUUUACCGAUUUUGCAAUCUACUGGAUUCAUCGAGGACUGCAUCAUCCGGUAAUCUACAAACGCCUGCACAAGCCGCAUCACAAAUGGAUCAUCUCCACCCCCUAUGCCAGCUAUGCCUUCCACCCAGUGGACGGCUGGAGUCAGAGUCUUCCGUACCAUAUCUACCCGUUUCUCUUUCCGCUGCAGAAGGCGGCGUAUUUGGGUCUCUUUGUUUUUGUGACCAUCUGGACGGUCAUGAUUCAUGAUGGAGAGUACGCUCUGGAUUCACCCGUGAUCAAUGGAUCCGCCUGCCACACUAUCCACCACUACUAUUUCAACUACAACUACGGGCAAUUCACCACACUUUGGGACCGCGUUGGAGGCAGCUAUCGCAGGCCAAAUCGGGAGCUGUUCAGCAGGCAAGAACGGCUCAAGCAGACGGAGAUCCAGCGGCAAGUUGAGGAGAUGGAGAGAUUGGUAAAGGAGGUUGAAGGAUCUGACGAUCGGUGUUAUGAGCGGGACGCCAAGAAAGCUUCUUGA
This is a messenger RNA of Aspergillus lentulus, 1008 nucleotides long. RefSeq names its product sterol desaturase family protein. Gene Ontology annotation, molecular function: oxidoreductase activity; iron ion binding. The record is from RefSeq and is a predicted model, not a curated record. Gene Ontology annotation, biological process: lipid biosynthetic process. NCBI's taxonomy places the organism in Eukaryota, Fungi, Ascomycota, Eurotiomycetes, Eurotiales, Aspergillaceae.